CCAACCAUCCCACUCGCCGCAUCUCUUUUGUCUCUCUCUCACACACACACACACACACACACACUCACACACAGAGAGAGUCUGAUUUAACAGCCUCACUCAGCAGAGUGAUGAAAAAACAGAAGAGGGAGGGGAGGAAAAGGUUUUGGUCACAUGGCCACGCAGUCAUUUUGAAAAUAUGCUGGUGGGUUCCAGCCCACAGGAACACAUAUAAAAGCCCUUCAGAGUGAGCGGCUGCGUGCACGCAGCCAGCAUCACUUUUCAACAGCCCUCAGAUCGACUCUGCAGCAUCUGGCUGGAGAAUUCAAAACAGGAGGCGAGAGGGGGACGGCAGCAAAAAUGACUGAAGGAGAAAACUCCACAAUUACAGACACCACCACCACCACCUUUAAGGGCACCCGAGACUCCAACGCCUCGCUAUGGGACCAAAUCACCGCCAAUGACAUCAUGUCCAGAGCCAACUACAGCUACAGUUUCUUUGCAGGACUUGGAUUCCUGGCAGGCUGCUUCGUAAUCUACAACUUCAUCCAGACCUACAGAGCCCACAGACGGCUGGCCUGGCUCCACUGCCUGCUCUGGUCCUUCUGCUGCUUCCAGCUGCUCCUCCUGCUCCUCUCUCUCCACGCUGUGGCCUACAGACCUCAUCACCUGCACACCACAGCCCUGAGCUGUGCAACACUUUCCUUCUUCAUCAACGCGGCCUCUCUGUGCGGCCUGUUUGUAUUAGUGCUCAUGGCAUAUGUUCUGACCCUGGAUCCUCCAUCCAACGCCCUCUUGAGGAAGCCUUGGGUCUGUGCAGGUCUAGUGAUCCUAGCUUCUGUGCUGAUUUCUUUGAUCCUGGCUGGGAUCCGUGGACCGAGUGACGGUCUGGCAGAGAUCGACAGGUGCUCCAUGGAUCCAGUCCAGGCCGGUGUUUCGUAUGCAGCAGCAAAGUUGGGCCUCAGCUUUUUGAUCCCCUACAUUCUCCAGUUAGGUCUUCUCUUCAGCGGCUGUGUCCGGCAGUGGAAAUCUAAAGGAAGAUUCCUCUCGGGCUCGGAGGAAGGUCCCAUGUUCCUGACAGUGACUAUAGUCAUGUUCUUUUGUCUGCUCCUUUAUGUGGUGACUCUGCUAAGAGCAGCACAGCGCCACACAGAGGCAAAGCUGAGUGUCUAUGAGCUGGCGUUUAUGAGCGUGGCUGAGUUUGUGAUGUUCUCAGGGAGCAGCGCCACCUUGCUGCUGGUGCUGGUCAUGCACAGACCAUGUCGAGAGAGUCUCCAGGGGAUUUUCCGGCAGCUGAAGGACUGUUGUCGAAGCCCAGGGCGAGCGCAACCCAACAGAAACAUCAUCGCUCCACAUAUCGAGAUCACAGACACACUGCAGGACAUCGAGUCAUAGAGGAAGAAAAAAAAAACAACUCUGCUGUCGUCAGAACAAAACUCUUCCAGUACAACGAAAGGAAAAACUUUGUAAACCUGAGGUUAAAAAAAAAAAAACUUUGGCUCAGAUUAGAUUCAGCCAGAGUCCAAAAGACUCUGACUUCACAAACUCUGAUAUGUUUCAGAGAAUAAUAACAUUAAACACAUUAUUUAUGUUUUGUGUCACAUUGUUUAGGACACAAUGCAGAAUGGCAUUGAGUUGAAAUAUCUGACUUUUUUGUUAAAUAGGACAAAACACCUUAAAAAAAAUCUGGGAUUGAGCUCAGGAAUUUAAAAUUAAAAGAAACAAUGAUUUAUAUCAGACCCUCAAGAAAAAACAAAGUUAAUUAUGUCAGAUCUUAGUCUGACUUAGUUGGACUUACGGUAGUCUUGGAAUGCUCAACCCCCUGUCCCACAAAAACAAUUAGGUUUUCUGAGGGGAAGGAUCUCCAUGUGAAAUCCUGAUGGCGGAGACGUUUGGUCACUAACUGUCUCUGUUCUCACUGACCUGUUCUGUUUGUAUUUCUUUAUGAGUUAAUGUAAAAGAAAAUCUAGUUACAUGCUUUGUGUCUGAAGUUGCCAAAAGUUAUCAUUUAUUUUGUACGAUAAUAUUUUAAUAAAUAAACAUUUUGCUAAACAUCA
This is a messenger RNA of Cynoglossus semilaevis (tongue sole), 2036 nucleotides long. RefSeq lists its product as uncharacterized. Bases 340 to 1374 code for a protein of 344 amino acids. The transcript has 2 exons. NCBI's taxonomy places the organism in Eukaryota, Metazoa, Chordata, Actinopteri, Pleuronectiformes, Cynoglossidae. The record is from RefSeq and is a predicted model, not a curated record.